AUGAAUCACCCAGCCAUAUUCAUCACUUUCAUCUUUGCACUUUUCUGGUCGUAUUCUACAGCCGACGAGGAAGGUCUUCAAUUAAAGAGUUCUUCCAAGGACGAGGUUAGAGGCUGCUACAAGCACAAUCAGACGUUGGCAGUUUGCUUUGAUGUGAAGAAAGGCUCCAUAAAGAUACAGAAGUCCUCGGGGGAAGGAAUUGUCUACUACCAAGAGCUUGGACCAGAAAUGUUCCUCUAUCAAGUCUUAGAUAAGGCUUUUAUUACCGGGUAAAUAUUUCUUAUAACUAGCAAGUUGUAUAUAAUCAUGCGGUUCAAAUUUUUUAAAAUAUUUUAGCUCACAUGCGAAGAUCGGAAAUCUAGAAAUGUUAGGACAAAAUUUUGUCUCUCCUUCAAACUCUUUCAAAACCAGAUGUGAUAGCUACUCUGCCAAAGAGUUUCCGCAUACUGAUUUUUGUUCACAAGGAUUCAGGGUUAAAACCGCUUUAAUUUGUACAUCCUUUUAUAAGCUUCUGCGUUUUAAUCAGUAAGUAGCUGGGAAAGUAUCCACACUUAGUAGCUUUUAUUUUAAAACAUGCUCACACCACCCCCAGAACCCAUCUCUGGUAAGGCGUGAUAAACAAUCUUCAUUUGUGAUGUGGUCCUUCCAAGAAAAGUUUAGGGCUGUGCGAAACAUUCUAGUGUAGGCACCAUCAAUUUCCUUUUCAGUGGUGUCUCCUAUGAAACAAACUAUAGACAGUGUAUAGAGUUAGAAAUUCGAGAAAACGAAGCGGGAUUGCGGAUCUCCCCUCCCCUUCCCUUCAAGACCCUACUUCACUUGUUUUUUUAUUUAAACUUGUCUCUCAGCCGUGGCGCUUCGAUGAUUUACGUACCAGAUGACGUUCCACGUACGCCAGAAGCUUUGCGAGCCUUUUCCAAUGACAUACAAGUUGAAGAUGAAUACGAAUCUCCAGAAAGCGUCUAUCAAGCAGCCAUUCGGGAGCUUCACCGUAUGCCAGAGUUGCGGCUGCUAGAGCGAGUGUCAUCCGCGUUGGCAGACAACACGAAGCGCCUGAAGAUCCUUGAGCCAUUCCAUGGCCUGUGUCUGAACCUCCUCAAGGCCGCAGAUGUAGAGAUUCCGGAUGAACUCAGAGCUGAGCCUGACCAAAAUGACCGUGACAAGCGCUGCUCAAGACCGACGGCGAAUAAAUGUCGUGGAAUGUGUGGUCCCGGAUGUACUUGUUGGAAGUGGUAUUGCGGCGACUGCUGCUGGCAUAGAGGCUGCUACGAACAUGAUUUGUGUUGUAAAAAGAGUAGAUUCAGUAAAUAUUGCCUUACGCCCCCGGGAUGCAGUAGUUUCUCCGGUUACCCUAAAUGCCUUCGUAGCUCCGGGUGGAAGUGAUGUCUUGCUGGAUAAUGAGUGAAACGCCAUCCCACAUACGAAUUACACACUAGCCUGUUCCAGGCGUUCAGAUAGUUGAGUGUGGCGCGAAGUCAGACUGGGGAAAAAUAUAAGGAAAAAGAGAGGGAGAGGGGAGGGAGAGGGAUAGAGAUUAGGUUCCUUUGCCUUCACUCCCUACCCCACCCUUCUCUCUCUCAUCCCUCUCUUCGCGCCGUCCCGACCCACAAACUAAACGCCUGGAACAGGCUAGUUACCCACAGACUGACACACGAGAACUCUAGUAACAUUCCACUGACUUACGCGUACAUACGGGUAACCAACAGAUACAUAUAAAUACAGACGAGUGCCAGAAGUACAGAAGCUAAGUUUUAUCAUCGAUUAUCUGUAAACCUGUAGCCAAUCAGACUUACUAAAUUUAAUAAAGGAAUGGCGAA
Molecule: messenger RNA, 1814 nt
Organism: Porites lobata
Lineage: Eukaryota; Metazoa; Cnidaria; Anthozoa; Scleractinia; Poritidae
Source: the annotation of a GenBank genome assembly